GAAGUUCAGUCAUUCGCUCAACAAACGCAGUCUCUGUGAGGAUGCGGCCAGAACGCCAAAGGGACGCUGUGAUCUGGCUCUGCCUUCUCGGUGCUGAAGCCCGGGAGGUGUGUGUUGGGCGAGGGGGCGGAUGUGACACGAAACGACACAUUACAGAUAUAACCACAGCUUUCUUUUUUUUUUUUUUUUUUUUUUGGGCACACGGGCUUAGUUGCUCCGCGGCAUGUGGGAUCUUCCUGGAGCUGGGAUCGAACCCGUGACCUCUGCAUUGGCAGGCGGAUUCUUAACCACUGCGCCACCUAGGAAGCCCCGAACCACAGCUUUCUUAAGGGCCCCGAGGAGUAAAAUGAGGCUCGGGAAGGUUAGGUGAGUUACGGAGUCGAGACCCAAGCUCUGUUUGGCUCCACACGGUGCGCCCUGACCCACUGCCGGCCCAACUUCAGCCAGCUGAUGGCCCGUACCUGGGCCAGAUGCGGGAGCAGUGGCUCCAGGCUCGAGCGCCCCCCACUGACGAGGUUAGGAUUUGCGCGUCCGCUACGGUGUGGACUGGGGUCUCUGCCCCUCCCCUGGGCGGUGGUCCGGUGACGUCAUUGCCUCUUUAAGACCCCCCCCUGCCUCCGCCGCCAACCUCACACUCGGCCGGCUACUCUGAAUCUUGGUGGACUCCUUCGCAGCUCCUCAACCUCAACCUCAACCUCGCCAUGGCCUCUGCUGGUCUGCAAAUUCUGGGGAUCGUCCUGACGCUGCUUGGCUGGGUGAAUGCCCUGGUGUCCUGCGCCCUGCCCCUGUGGAAGGUGACCGCCUUCAUCGGCAACAGUAUCGUGGUGGCCCAGGUGGUGUGGGAGGGGCUGUGGAUGUCCUGUGUGGUACAGAGCACGGGCCAGAUGCAGUGCAAGGUGUACGACUCGCUGCUGGCACUGCCCCAGGACCUACAGGCUGCCCGAGCCCUCUGCGUCAUCACUCUCCUCGUGGCCCUGCUCGGCCUGCUGGUCUACCUCGCAGGGGCCAAGUGCACCACCUGUGUGGAGGACAAGGACUCCAAGGCCCGUCUGGUGCUCACUUCUGGAAUCAUCUUUGUCAUCUCAGGGGUCCUGACCCUGAUCCCUGUGUGCUGGACGGCCCACACCAUCAUCCAGGACUUCUACAACCCCCUGGUGGCUGAAGCCCAAAAGCGGGAGCUGGGAGCCUCCCUCUACCUGGGCUGGGCAGCUUCUGGCCUUUUGUUGCUGGGUGGGGGGCUACUAUGCUGCACCUGCCCCUCUGGGGGGUCCCGGGGCUCCAGCCAUUAUAUGGCCCGAUACUCAUCAGCCCCGCAUACCGCCUCUCGGGGUCCCUCUGAGUACCCCACUAAGAAUUACGUCUAAUGCGGGUAGGGGAGUGGGGGCUCCCUUGACAGUGGAGCCUGACCCUCUGAGCUGGAGCCGUGGAGAUGGUGAUCCAUGGCAGCUCGGGGGGUGUUUUUGCUUUUUAUUGGGGAUGUGGGCAGCAGUUUAUCCAUUUGAUAACCCCCCUGGGCUCUGCUACUGGCUUUCCUCACCUUUGGAUGAUGGAGCCAAAGAGGUGAUGCUUCCGUUUCUGGAUCUUUCUCCACCCUGGUCACCCCAAUCAUAGGGACCAACCUGGAGCUGUGGGCCCCUUGUGAAGGGUGCUUGCUGUCCAGGUGCUUUCAUCCUGUCCCCCUGGAGUUCCUGCUGAUGCUGGGGGCAGGGCCUCCCUAGGCCUGCAGGGACAAGCCUUCCCUUGUCGGUCAGGCCUCUGGAAUCCCCAGGGGCUCCUGAGCCUUAUGUAGCCUCUAGAAGAGCAGGUGAUACGUUACCAAAGAGCCUCCCGCCUCCGAGUCUUCUGACCUCUGGCUCCUCCAUCCUGAGUCAUGUCCCCCCUGUGCUGACCCCUGACCCUCCCAUCCCCAGCCCCUGUGCACUUCUGCCGUGUCCUGCC
Messenger RNA from Hippopotamus amphibius kiboko, 1938 nucleotides. It is a transcript of the gene CLDN6, whose product is annotated as claudin 6. The coding region runs from base 702 to 1364 and encodes 220 amino acids. The transcript is spliced from 3 exons. Lineage: Eukaryota; Metazoa; Chordata; Mammalia; Artiodactyla; Hippopotamidae. Gene Ontology annotation, biological process: cell adhesion; bicellular tight junction assembly. The record is from RefSeq and is a predicted model, not a curated record. Gene Ontology annotation, cellular component: bicellular tight junction; plasma membrane. Gene Ontology annotation, molecular function: structural molecule activity.